AUAAUAUUCCUACAUAAAUAAGCACGUUGAUUUUUCCCCGAGUACAUGUGCCUCAAAGGAUCAACUUGAUUGGGAAUUCCAACUUUGUUUUUCCGCCCCGCCUAUUGUCCAUAUUUAAUUCAUCUUUCAUAGUACGACGAGCCGUCCAACCACGAUCCAUUAAUAUUUGAGCCAUAUGCAUCAUUUGCGCCGACCUCUAUCGUUCCCUUGCAUCAAUUAGAGUCACGGAAGAAAAGAAGCAAAAAGUAAAAUGGCACACUUCACCGAACCGAAACAGAACAAUCAAGAAUCAUUGGCUGCUUCUUCCAGUAAUUCCGCUACGGGUGUUUCUGACGUUGACGAUUCUGUGAACGGUAACGAGAAGCGAGCGCGCGACGAUAGUCAAGAUGGCAGAAAAUCUAGAACUAGAAGGAGAAGAAGAAGAGCAAAGGACGGUGGAAUAUCUGAGAUAAAUGGUCACGACGGCUCAUUGAAGAGGAGGAACAGCAUAAGCAAGGCUGCACGGGAUCCUAGGGACGAGCCCCCGAAGAAGAAAAAGAAGAAGGUCAAGCCCGAAGCGCCCGAAGGUGCUGAGACACGGUCCCCCAGCCCUGUUAUCGACUUUGAUGGCUUGAGCCGACCGAGUCGAGGAACCAGAGAACGAUUAGAGGAGAGCUCUGAACAGGCAGCUCAACGACUCGAGAAAAUGAAAGGCGCUGUUCGAACAAUGCUUGAAUGCGUUGGCGAAGACCCGGAUAGGGAAGGCGUACUUGAUACUCCUGCAAGAUAUGCGAAGGCUAUGCUCUUUUUCACCAAAGGCUACCAACAGAAUGUCAAGGACAUUGUCAAUAACGCAAUCUUCCACGAAAACCAUAAUGAGAUGGUGAUUGUAAAAGACAUUGAGAUAUUUAGUCUUUGCGAACAUCACCUAGUUCCCUUCUUCGGAAAGAUGCACAUCGGAUAUAUUCCGAAAAACAAUGUCAUCGGCAUAUCGAAGUUACCACGCAUCGCUGAGAUGUUUAGCCGCCGGUUGCAAGUUCAAGAGAGACUCACAAGAGAAGUUGCCAAUGCCAUUAUGGAGGUAUUGAAACCUCAGGGGGUCGCUGUUGUCAUGGAGUCGAACCAUCUUUGCAUGGUUAUGCGCGGGGUCGAGAAGACUACUACCAGCACCAUCACCAGCUGCGUUCUUGGUUGUUUCGAAAAGAAGGAGAAGACGAGAAACGAAUUUCUGAGUCUAGUCGGGUUGAACAGAGGAUAUAGGUAGGCGCCAAGCGGGACGACAUGACGUUGACGUAUAUAAGAGGCAUGCAUAUAAGGCAUAGUUAUAAGGCGUUACGGGUCUAGAGUAUGGGAUCUCAACAUCAAACUCAUCAUUGGGAACGGAAAGGUAAAGGCAUUUAACAUUAGAGUUACAGCAAGCUCAACGCCUCGAGAAAAGGGUAGCAUACGGCGUCCAGGGGUAAAAUCACUCUUCAACAU
Molecule: messenger RNA, 1458 nt
Organism: Annulohypoxylon maeteangense
Lineage: Eukaryota; Fungi; Ascomycota; Sordariomycetes; Xylariales; Hypoxylaceae
Product: GTP cyclohydrolase I
Exons: 3
Coding region: 251-1243 (330 amino acids)
Biological process (GO): tetrahydrobiopterin biosynthetic process; tetrahydrofolate biosynthetic process
Cellular component (GO): cytoplasm
Molecular function (GO): zinc ion binding; GTP cyclohydrolase I activity; GTP binding
Source: RefSeq, a predicted model, not a curated record